AUGGAAGAGCGCUAUUCGUCGGCGCUCGAUACAUACGACAUCGCCAAGAUUCUCGAUGAGAGCUUGAAUCCAGCGGUUAAGGUCAGUUGUGAGGAAGGCAAAUUUGACUUAGGAAGGCAGGUCUUCUCGGAGCCAGAAACCUCUGCAAAUGGUGGGAUUUACCUCCACAUUCUGUGGAAGGAAAGUGACCUGACAACCUUCUGGCUAUACAUUGGCCAAGCGUCAAAGUUCUGCGACAGAAUCCUAAAACAUAAUGAUCCCAGGUUUCGCUACAGAUUUCCAUCUCUGCAUUACAAGGUGUGGGAUUCAGCAGAGGAAAUGAAGUCAAAGUUCGUCACUCUAGCAAGCCUCAUUCCACCUGAAUGCCGCCAGACCCAGCUUGUUUUCAACCUAGCCGAGAUGUGGUUAUGCCUUAUUUUCCAGACCUUACCAGAACUUCAGAUGGGCCAGUGGCUGCCGGAAGAUGUGAAACCACUAUGGUCUGGCCACCAUCUUAAUGUCGCGCUGCCACUAUGGCAAGGGUUCACAGACACAAAGGAGAAUCAGGCCAUCAGUGAGGCGACCGGUGGAAGAAUUGCCUUUCAACAAUAUCUGUUGUCUGAUGACCCCUUCAUUCGAGAAUGGGCAGAGCAUGCAAGAGAUGCGUUCAACGACGUUCGGAACUCCCCCAACCCCAUCAUACGAAAGUAUUGGUGGGACCUUCAUCAGCAACGGCGCCUAAAGUCCCAGGAGACAUGGGAGGCCAAGAAGGAAGAAAGAGCCAAAGAGCUCCUUUCGGGAGCAAUGGCGAUAGUUAAAAGUUCCCACAACGGCGAGAUGACUGAGGUCAUGGGUGGUAGGUUCAGAUUUACUGUGGCACGAAGUCUCGGACUCUACCUCCACCACGGCGAUGAAGUCACUCUUCAAUAUCACUUGACGGCAACACGACACCAAAACCCUUAUGCCACUAAAUCCCUGCCUACAGACCCUGCAUCUCGUCUAGGGAUAUCUAUCCGUGGAAGGGACAUGAAUGGAGAGUUUCAUCGUUGGCUACAUACAAACGGAGAGCUAAACGUCAGAAAAAUGAACUCUCUUGUCGAUGUUUUGGAAGGGUAUUCUCUGGGAGAAAGCAAGAACUUCAAGAGGCGUUGGCAUGUCAACAAAACCCAAGAUUUAGUGAGCGAGAAAGAAUGGCGGGGAAAUGUGUACACCUAA
This is a messenger RNA of Penicillium lagena, 1194 nucleotides long. RefSeq lists its product as uncharacterized. The record is from RefSeq and is a predicted model, not a curated record. The coding region runs from base 1 to 1194 and encodes 397 amino acids. The transcript is spliced from 2 exons. NCBI's taxonomy places the organism in Eukaryota, Fungi, Ascomycota, Eurotiomycetes, Eurotiales, Aspergillaceae.